AUGUCCUCAGAGGUUGGUAUGGUGGGAAUAUCAGAGGCUGGCGGUGGUGUUUGUUCAGGUGGUGAACUAGGUUGUUGUUCAGAGGGUGAAGUUGCUGGUUGUUCAGGAGGUGGUGUUUGUGGUUAUUCAGAUGGUGGAUUUGCUAAUGGUGGAUUUGCUGGUUGUUCAGGGGGUGGAGUAGUGGCUUCUGGUUCAGGUGUAAAAGAUGACGGUGAGGUGGUUUCGUUCAGCAUUUCUGCUUCAGAAACGAGUAAGGUAGUGGUUAAGAGAUUGAAUUUUAGAGAUGGUGGGUUAGAGGGUUUGGUGGUGGAGGGUGGUGUUUCUGAUUGGGUGUAG
This is a messenger RNA of Lathyrus oleraceus (garden pea), 336 nucleotides long. RefSeq lists its product as uncharacterized. The transcript is spliced from 3 exons. NCBI's taxonomy places the organism in Eukaryota, Viridiplantae, Streptophyta, Magnoliopsida, Fabales, Fabaceae. The record is from RefSeq and is a predicted model, not a curated record. Bases 1 to 336 code for a protein of 111 amino acids.